Molecule: messenger RNA, 693 nt
Organism: Rhagoletis zephyria (snowberry fruit fly)
Lineage: Eukaryota; Metazoa; Arthropoda; Insecta; Diptera; Tephritidae
Source: RefSeq, a predicted model, not a curated record
AUGCUCGUAGGCAUGGACGUGAUGGAUCAACUAAUCUGUACGGAGUUUCGAAAAGGUCCGUCUGGCACGCCUGUGGCACAGAAAACAGUUUUCGGCUGGACUUUAUUUGGAAACGUUUACAGUCCCGUUUCGCAAACGCUUCGUGUGCAAUCGCUGCAUUGCGAUGUACAAUUAGAACGAGCGCUCGCUAGGUUAUGGGAGCUCGAAGAUUCGCCGCAGAAACAGCAUCUCACGAACGUGGAAAACUUCUGCGAGAAUCACUUCAAUUUCACACAUCAAAGAAUGCCGGAUGGUCGCUUUGUGGUUGAACUACCGCUUAAACCUAACAUAGUAUUGGGUGAGUCACGAAACUUCGCAAUACGUAACCUGCUACGCAUAGAACGAAGGCUCGCUAGUAACAACGAUUUGCGUUUGCGCUACGAUGAGUUCAUGCGAGAGCUCAUUGACAUGAGUCACAUGGGGGAGGUGUCUGAAGCGACGAGCGAGGUGUAUUAUAUACCACACCACCCAGUUAUUAAAGAAUCUAGCGUUACGACCAAGCUGAGGGUAGUCUUCAACGUGUCCGCCAAAACCACCACGGGUAACUCGCUGAAUGACGCAUUGUUUGUUGGACCCCAGCUACAGCAAGAUUUAUAUUCUAUAUUGCUGCGCUUCCGAACUCAUCGCUACGCGAUAACCCGCGGAUGUGGCUAA